This is a messenger RNA of Hypoxylon trugodes, 1741 nucleotides long. Its product is annotated as alpha-1,3-mannosyltransferase CMT1. The coding region runs from base 262 to 1689 and encodes 475 amino acids. The record is from RefSeq and is a predicted model, not a curated record. Lineage: Eukaryota; Fungi; Ascomycota; Sordariomycetes; Xylariales; Hypoxylaceae. The transcript has a single exon.
ACUGCGGCUCAGCCGGACAAAUGUGGAAAUUGGGUCUGCUGCUCAUAAUGAUCAAUAAAAUAUGCCCGAAAACGGAAUUAGGCGCUUAUUGAAACAAGAACGCGUGUCUAACGCAUCGUAGCCUCAUCUGUCAUCCGUCAUCCCUGACGAUACCGACACUCAGCCUUUUCGGCCCGGAAAUGCCUUAUGCCAGAUUAAUGGGAUUUUAGUAAAGGUUUCUUUCUUUUUUUUUUUUUUCUCUAAACUCCUAAAAGUCAUGUCAUGAUGCUGCGAGGCCGUCGGAUUAUAAUUCAGGUAGCCUGCAUUUUUCUCGUUACCAUAACAAUUUGGAUCGGUUACCAAAGCUUCUCACCGGAAUCGUGGGAUCAAUGGAGACAUUAUAGCUUUCAUCCAGAUCAGCACGCCCCGAUAUCUCCCGCCAACACUGAAGAUAAACCACCACCACCAUCAACAACACAACCUGAAGAGAUAGUUAGUCAUAUCCCCACGAGCACACCGGAGCCUGAACCUGAGCCUGUGGCAUUGGAUUCCUCCUUCGAUACUACAUCAUAUAUCAAAGCCAUAUUCGACCCGUCAGACACUACAUUCCCUCGUUUGGAAUGCCCGGCUCCAGAUUCCGCACGAUAUGAAUACUUGAAAGCGCCAAUAGGAGACGGCGCGUCUCAGGAAUUAAAAUAUUAUUUUGCUCUUGACUUGCGGCAAUCCAUAAAAGUGUUACCUCGACUUCUAGGGUCAACCGUCGAGGCUAUUAGGUUCUUAGGUCCCUCCAAUUGUGUUUUGUCCAUAGUGGAAGGGAAUUCGAACGAUGGCACCCGUGAGGUUCUCUACGCUCUCCGACCCGAGCUAAAAGAUUUAGUGGUUACGUAUUAUGUUCAAUCGAGCGAAUUGGAUCCUGGCGCUGGGGAGAGGAUAGAAAAACUAGCGAAGCUCCGCAAUUUGGCCCUCUCGCCGUUGCUCUCUAUUGCUGGCGUGCCUGGCUACCCGAAGAUAUCUCCGCAAUCCGCCCUCGUGCCGAAUGCCAACACGACAGUCAUAUUUUUAAACGAUGUAGCGCUAUGUGUGAAUGACAUCCUCGAGCUAGCACAUCAGCGAGCCUUUCAGUCGGCUGAUAUGACCUGCGCCAUGGAUUGGACCUACGUCGGCCGCGAUCCAACCUUCUACGAUGUCUGGGUGGCGCGCACCAUACAGGGCGAUCUAUUCUUCGAUAUUCCGCCGGAUGGCAAUUGGAACAGUGCAUGGAAUCUCUUCUGGAACGACGGUACUACGAGGGGACGAUUUAGUCGGACACUUCCGUUUCAGGUUUUCGCCUGCUGGAACGGUGCUGUGACAUUCGGGGCCGGUCCAAUACUUGGCGAGCAGUCCUCUGGCGACGGGGAGAAAGAAGAAAGGAUCGAAUUUCGAGCGUCACGUGAAGGCGAGUGUCAUUCGGGAGAGCCCACGCUAUUCUGUAAGGAUCUCUGGCGGACCGGCCAUGGCCGCAUUGCCGUGGUGCCUUCGGUCAACCUCGAGUAUUCGGACGAGGCGGCAGCCAAGAUCAAGGCGCUGAAGGGAUACACAUCGCGGUGGACAGAACAAGAGGAUGCGGAAGCGAUGAAGAUCCCGUGGGUUGAGACACCCCCGGACACGAUAACGUGUAUGCCGGGCUUGGGAGAUCAGACUCGGCGACCAUGGAAUGAGACGUUUGUAUAGACUAGAUAAUCAUAUAGCGAAUGUAUUUGAUUUUAAACGAGGUAUAUCCUUC